Messenger RNA from Centrocercus urophasianus (Greater sage-grouse), 600 nucleotides. RefSeq names its product calcium/calmodulin dependent protein kinase II inhibitor 1 (gene CAMK2N1). The transcript has 2 exons. Gene Ontology annotation, biological process: negative regulation of protein kinase activity. Gene Ontology annotation, molecular function: protein kinase binding; calcium-dependent protein kinase inhibitor activity. The annotation marks the transcript as partial. The record is from RefSeq and is a predicted model, not a curated record. NCBI's taxonomy places the organism in Eukaryota, Metazoa, Chordata, Aves, Galliformes, Phasianidae.
GGCGAGCUGCCCUUCCCCGUGCCCCUCCGCCACGGCCCCGACGCGCUGCUGGCGGCCGGGCAGGGCAAGCGGCCCCCCAAGCUGGGGCAGAUCGGACGCAGCAAAAGAGUGGUUAUCGAAGACGAUAGGAUCGACGACGUGCUGCAGAACCUCUCCGAAAAGGCCCCCCCCGGCGUGUAAUGCCCCCUCGGCAGGGAUUUCUGCUCUCUGAGGUUAUCGGCCAAAAUCCCAGCACCGCCGGCGCGAGGACGAGCGGCGCAGAAUCCCCCCAAAAUGAUGCGAAAUUACACCUAAAAAUAAUAACAAUAACAAAAACCGAGAACAAAAAAAAUCAUCAUCAUCAACACCCCCCCCCCCCCCUUGCUCCCAAAUGCCCCCGAUGCAGUUCUGCCGUGGGGCUGCCCCACAGGGGGUCCCAAGCCCCUCCGAAGCUGCGUUCAGGCGGUGGAACCCAAGCGGAGGUUCCCUUCCCGGCGCUCCGUUCGUUUCGGUUUUUAAUUUGAUGUCUUUGGAUGUUGGCGAAUGCUAUAAACCUACAGAUAUCUCCGUUUCAUUUCGGUCGCGUUUUGAGGUUGGCGGGGGGGGGGAAAAGAAACUUUU